AUGCCGAAUCGGCCGAAGUUGGAUCAGUUUGAUAUUCGACAUGUGGAUCGUCGGGAGCUAUACACGGACUUCAAGAAGCGCAUUGCGUAUUUGAAGGCCUUUUUGAAUCUGGUGGAAGAUGAUAUAAUCGUCUUCAACAAAGGCGUCAAGUACCUAAAGACGGCGAUCCCAGACCUCACGCAUCGCCUGUAUUCCAAAAUGCUCGAGUUCGACAUCACAGCCCGCGCGUUACGGACCCGCAACACCGCCUGCCACGCGCACGUGGAAGAUCUCUUCACCAUCGACAGUCCGCACGUGGAGCGCCGCAAGAUUUUUUGGAAGUGGUAUUUGACCCGGCUGUGCAACGACCCGAGCCAGAUGGAGUAUUGGGAGUAUCUGGAGAAGGUAGGGAGGAUGCACACCGGUAAAGAACUGCUGCACCCGUUGAACAUCGAAUACAUCCACAUGAACGCCUGCCUCCGGUACGUGGAAGAUGCGUUGAUCGAAUGGAUCUCGCUCCACCCGGAAAUGACCGUCCGCUUCAAGUUCGCCCUCAUCCGCGCAUUGAACAAGAUCAUGUGCAUCCAGAACGACCUGAUCUCAAAAUGCUAUAUCCCCGCCGGGCAGGAAUAUGAAGAGAAUUCC
This is a messenger RNA of Aspergillus fijiensis CBS 313.89, 624 nucleotides long. Its product is annotated as protoglobin family protein. Lineage: Eukaryota; Fungi; Ascomycota; Eurotiomycetes; Eurotiales; Aspergillaceae. Gene Ontology annotation, molecular function: heme binding; oxygen binding. The transcript is spliced from 3 exons. The record is from RefSeq and is a predicted model, not a curated record. The annotation marks the transcript as partial.